Molecule: messenger RNA, 1280 nt
Organism: Microbotryum saponariae
Lineage: Eukaryota; Fungi; Basidiomycota; Microbotryomycetes; Microbotryales; Microbotryaceae
Source: the annotation of a GenBank genome assembly
AUGAGAAGGAAGCUAAGAAAUGGAAAGGGGGCCCGCGCUGGGAUAUGCCCAGGCGCGGGCGAAAUCGCUGGAGCGCUGAGGCAGUCGCGCGCGGCUAAGUCCCCACUGCAAGGGCGGGCUAGCGGCGCGCGCCCGAAAACCGCCGGCGCCGGCGCGCUGAGGCACUCGCGCGCGCCUAAGUCCCCACCACAGGGGCCAGGCUAGCAGGCGCGCGCAACGACCGAGGCGCCCCUGUCGAGCUGAGAGUGGACUCUUCACAUCAACCUCUCCAUCGUCGAGGGCGUCCUCGCUCUCCUUGCGGACGCCCGUCUGCCGGCCACCUUUUGGGAUGAAGCGGCUGCGUAUUUCGUUUAUUGCAAAAACAGGUGCUCACACUCAGCUUUGGCCAAACAGACUCCAGAAUCCGUUUGGAACGGCCAACGCACCACCGCCACCGCCCUCCACCCGUUCGGCUGCACAGCCUGGCUCACGGUCGCCCCGGACCUUCGCAGCAAGCUCGACCCCAAGGCCGCGCGCGUGAUCUUCACAGGUUACGACCUCGCCUCCAAAGCUUUCCGUUUCUUUGACCAUUCCAUCAACAAGAUUGUACUUGGUCGCAAUGCCACCUUCCUCGACGACGACUUCCCCGGCCUGCCAGUCACCACGCCCGUCGAUGCAGACGACACCGACCGUCAGUUCGUCGUUCCCGCCGACACGCCCGCCCCUGCCGUCAAGACGAGGACCCCACUAGUAAGGUCGGCGCACAUGGACGUCUCAUCCUCCCUUGAUGAUUCUGCCAUGAGCGCCGUUGACGUGGCCCCAGGGUACACUGGCGGAACCUUACUUAAUUCCACAGAUACCGAAUCGUCCUCGUCACCGUCUCCUGAGCCGUCCUCGUCACCGUCGCCCACAAACCCUUUGUCACCGUCGCCUGCGCUGUCACCGUCGUUGGCAGCGUCAUCGUCACCCUCGGUCUCACCGACCGACUCUGUGUGAAGAGUCCACUCUCAGCUCGACAGGGGCGCCUCGGUCGUUGCGCGCACUUGCUAGCCCGCCCCCGGCGGUGGGGACUUAGACGCGCGCGACUGCCUCAGCGCGCCAGCGCCGGCGGAUUCAUGCGCGCGCCCGCUAGCCCGCCCCCUUGCGGUGGGGACUUAGGCGCGCCGGCGAUUUCACCCGCGGCUGACUUAGGGAUGUACAUUGUCACGCGCCUGGGACUAUCCCAGCGUGGCCCCCCCCUUUCUGUUUCUUAGCUUCCUUCUCAUCACUUCUGUUCGACUCUCAACCUCUCCUGACAGUAG